AUGGAGGGCAUGGAUAUGGGCAGCUCGACUUCACACAGUAUGAGCUCAAUGAGCUAUAUGAACAUGGUGUUCAAAAACGACCACAACACACCACUUUUCUCCAAUACAUGGACUCCCUCAUCCUCAGGUAGCUUUGCAGGCACAUGUAUCUUCUUGAUUAUUCUCGCUAUCAUUGAUCGAUGCCUCAUCGCUUUCAAAUCAACCAUGGAGCGCCACUGGCUGGCCACGCAUCUCAAUCGACGAUAUGUCACUGUGGUCGGUAGAAACACCGAAGCUUCCAAUAUUGAGUCCGACCCGGAUGCGAAACUCGCAUCGCUUAUCACCGCGCACGGCGUUGAGGAAUCCGUCAAAGUUGUGCACAACGUCAGUCAUGGGCCAAUGCCCUGGCGGUUCAGCGUUGAUCUCCCGCGAGCAUUGCUAUUCUUAUGCAUUGUUGGCAUAUCCUAUCUACUCAUGCUAGCUGUCAUGACUAUGAACAUCGGCUAUUUCUGCUCGGUACUUGGAGGCGCAUUUCUCGGGGAAUUAGCGGUCGGACGCUUCAUUCAAACUAAUGAGCACGGACACUGA
Penicillium vulpinum is the source of this 567-nucleotide messenger RNA. Its product is annotated as copper transporter family protein. Gene Ontology annotation, molecular function: copper ion transmembrane transporter activity. Gene Ontology annotation, biological process: copper ion transmembrane transport; intracellular copper ion homeostasis. Gene Ontology annotation, cellular component: plasma membrane. The record is from RefSeq and is a predicted model, not a curated record. The transcript is spliced from 2 exons. The coding region runs from base 1 to 567 and encodes 188 amino acids. Lineage: Eukaryota; Fungi; Ascomycota; Eurotiomycetes; Eurotiales; Aspergillaceae.